UUACCCAAUUAGUUAAUCAACAUGGAUUAGGUUUUUAUCAAGUUUCAUGUGAUAUUUAUCUUGGAAAAGAAAAUAAAUUUAUUUUCUUAGUGUUCUGGUAGUAAUAUUUAAGUAAACAGUGUCUGCUUGCCUUAUCUUUAAUUAAUAAAAAAUUGCAAUUCUUGUUGCCUUGUAUCCUUGAGAUUCUAACCUUCCAUUUUUAUUUGUCAAGCUGCAAUUUUCCCAAUGGAAAUUGGCACCACUCUACCCUUAAAAUGGCUGAUCUCUGCUUUUAGUCCUUAGGUUUUUUAUAGCAUAUUGCAAUUUUUUAAUGGUGAAUAGUUAUCUAAUGCCUAGGCUUCUUAAUUUUAAUCAUUUGAUUAUCUCUUCUGCUUCUGUCUCCCACAUGUAUUCUUUAAUUUUAAAAGUUAUAAUUUAUAAAUAUAUAUAUCACACCAUCUCCUGUGUUGGGAAAUGUGUUUUUGCCAUCUUUAUCUACAAAGUAAGAGACCUUAAUUACUCUGCUUUAGUUGUUGAUACAGCUUUAGGAGCAGCAAAUAAAACAUGAAUGCAUUAGCAGCAACCAAUAGAAACUUUAAGCUGGCAGCUAGGCUGCUGGGGCUUGACUCCAAGCUUGAGAAGAGUUUGAUUAUUCCAUUCAGAGAAAUCAAGGUUGAAUGCACCAUACCCAAAGAUGAUGGGACUUUGGCAUCUUUUGUUGGGUUCAGGGUCCAGCAUGAUAAUGCUAGAGGACCAAUGAAGGGUGGAAUUAGAUAUCACCCAGAGGUUGAUCCAGAUGAGGUGAAUGCAUUAGCUCAACUCAUGACAUGGAAGACAGCAGUAGCAAAUAUCCCAUAUGGUGGUGCUAAAGGUGGGAUAGGAUGUAAUCCAGGGGAGUUAAGCGUAUCUGAGCUAGAGCGACUUACAAGAGUUUUCACUCAAAAGAUCCAUGAUCUGAUUGGAAUUCACACUGAUGUUCCAGCUCCAGAUAUGGGAACUGGACCCCAGACAAUGGCAUGGAUACUAGACGAAUACUCCAAAUUCCAUGGCUAUUCACCUGCAAUUGUGACUGGAAAACCUACUGAUCUGGGUGGAUCUCUAGGCAGAGAUGCUGCCACUGGGAGAGGAGUCCUCUUUGCAACUGAAGCUUUGCUUAAUGAGCAUGGCAAGUCCAUAUCUGGACAACGAUUUGUCAUACAGGGUUUUGGUAAUGUGGGUUCCUGGGCUGCCCAACUGAUCAGUGAACAAGGUGGGAAGAUUGUUGCUGUAAGCGAUGUCACUGGAGCUAUAAAGAACAAAAAUGGUAUUGAUAUUCCAAGCCUACUCAAACAUGCCCGUGAACGCAAGGGUGUGAAAGGAUUUCAUGGUGGGGAUCCCAUAGAUCCCAAGUCAGUAUUAGUUGAGGACUGUGAUAUUCUCAUCCCAGCAGCUCUUGGCGGUGUCAUCAACAGGGAAAAUGCAAAUGAAAUAAAAGCCAACAUCAUUGUUGAAGCUGCCAAUCAUCCAACUGAUCCGGAGGCCGAUGAGAUUUUAUCAAAAAAAGGAGUUGUUAUUCUUCCAGACAUAUAUGCAAACUCAGGAGGAGUUACUGUUAGCUACUUUGAGUGGGUGCAGAACAUCCAAGGAUUCAUGUGGGACGAGGAGAAAGUGAAUAAAGAGCUCAAGACUUACAUGACUAAAGGUUUCAAAGAUGUGAAGGAGAUGUGCAAGACCCACAAUUGCGAUCUUCGUAUGGGAGCCUUCACUCUUGGAGUUAAUCGCGUUGCUCGAGCAACUGUUCUUAGAGGUUGGGAGGCCUGAGAAUGCUGCUACUCUGAAAAAAAAAUGGAGGCUUCAACGUGGCUCCUAAUGCUUGUCCAGCAAUUUGGUAUUCCCUCGUGCUUGCUUGCUUGCUUGCAGGGGAAACUAUGACCAAGGUUUUUGCUAUAUGUAUUUUUUUUCCUUUUCCACCUGAGCUCUUACUCAUUAGGUGAUUCCCAUUGCUUGUAUUGUCAUUCAAAGAAUAGAGAGGGAUGCCUAUUCUACGGUUUAAAAGCAUUUGAAUUGCUUUGAUCAUAAUGAAUCUCGUCUAUUUUCAACUUAUAACUAAAAUGGUUGGACCUUUUAA
This is a messenger RNA of Manihot esculenta (cassava), 2086 nucleotides long. RefSeq names its product glutamate dehydrogenase 1. The record is from RefSeq and is a predicted model, not a curated record. Gene Ontology annotation, molecular function: L-glutamate dehydrogenase (NAD+) activity. The transcript is spliced from 9 exons. Lineage: Eukaryota; Viridiplantae; Streptophyta; Magnoliopsida; Malpighiales; Euphorbiaceae. Gene Ontology annotation, biological process: L-glutamate catabolic process. The coding region runs from base 544 to 1779 and encodes 411 amino acids. Gene Ontology annotation, cellular component: mitochondrion.